AAUGCACGCUCACCACUGCCCAAAUCUGAACCUUCCCUUUCCUUUCCACUUCACUUUUUCACUUGCCACAAGAUACACACACUUUCUCUCUCUACCACCCUCUCUCUCUCUCUAACCACCAAUUAUAGUUCUUUCUUACUUUCCGAUGGGUUUUCCGGUGGGUUACGCUGAAGUAUUCUUCCCAAACCUAUUCCUUCACACCUUAACCCUCCUAGGACUUCUCCGAAACCUCGUAUUCCUCCUCUUCCACUUCCUCGGCCUCUCCGAUUUCCUCGAAACCGACGUCAUCUGGCCAGACACCACCGGAGCCACCGCAAGAACGCCGGAAACUUCCAAAAGCCCCUCCGUAUCGGCGCUUCUGAUCCAAGAGCUUCUCCCGGCGUCGAAAUUCGGCGACCUCGUCGGCGUCGAAGAAGGUUGCUGUUGUGCUGUUUGUCUGUUCGAAUUCUCCGAGGAGGAAGAGAUCCGGUGUUUGAGGAACUGUAGACACAUUUUUCAUAGAAAUUGUGUGGACCGUUGGAUUGAUCAUGAUCAGAAAACGUGUCCACUUUGUAGAACACCUUUUGUACCGGAUGAUAUGAUUGAUGAUUUUAAUCAACGGCUCUGGGCUGCUUCUGGCGUUACUGAUUUUUAUGGAUACGAAGAAGAAUACGCUUCUUCUUUCUAAUUUUUAAUAAUAAUACUUCUUUUCUUUUUUUAAAUUUUUGGUGGGGUUUGUGGAAUUAUGAAGAUGAAAUGUAUAUAACAAAACAAAAAAUAAAGUAAAAGAAAAAAAAAGGAAUUUUUGCACGACUAUAUAGUAGUACACUUUAUUUGAAUGAUUGAUGCUGUUGUUGGAUGUUCAUCCCCUCUCUCUCUCUCUCUCUGCCAUGCCUUGUGUUACUGAAUAUUUGUGUAUGAUAAUAAUGAGCAGCGUAUUUAUUAAA
This is a messenger RNA of Cicer arietinum (chickpea), 926 nucleotides long. RefSeq names its product brassinosteroid-responsive RING protein 1-like. Lineage: Eukaryota; Viridiplantae; Streptophyta; Magnoliopsida; Fabales; Fabaceae. Gene Ontology annotation, biological process: protein ubiquitination. Gene Ontology annotation, molecular function: ubiquitin protein ligase activity. The record is from RefSeq and is a predicted model, not a curated record.